Molecule: messenger RNA, 2222 nt
Organism: Drosophila ananassae
Lineage: Eukaryota; Metazoa; Arthropoda; Insecta; Diptera; Drosophilidae
Gene: RagC-D
Product: ras-related GTP-binding protein C
Exons: 5
Coding region: 170-1333 (387 amino acids)
Biological process (GO): regulation of autophagy; positive regulation of TOR signaling; cellular response to starvation
Cellular component (GO): nucleus; Gtr1-Gtr2 GTPase complex; lysosome
Molecular function (GO): GTPase activity; GTP binding
Source: RefSeq, a predicted model, not a curated record
CGAUAGUCAGCUGAUGACCCACCCACGGAAACCUGCAGCAAAAGUCUAAAAAGUAAACUAACCAUCUGCUUUAUUCACUAUUUGUGCGUUUUAUGCACAUACCCGCCUAUAUCGUGCCGGUGGACAUUUUACAAUUGGACCCCAGCGAAAUCUGAGCAAGAACAGUACAAUGAGCUACGAUGACGAUGACUAUCCGGCGGACACGUUCCCCAAGGACUUUGGCUACAGAGCGUACAACCAGGAUGGUCUUGAACUGGAGCCGAAUGCGACCGGCAGCAGCGAGACAAAGCCCAGGAUCUUGCUGAUGGGACUGCGUAGAUCGGGCAAGAGUUCCAUCCAAAAGGUGGUCUUCCACAAGAUGUCGCCGAACGAAACCCUAUUUCUGGAGUCUACCAGCAAGAUCGUCAAGGACGACAUAAACAAUUCCAGCUUUGUGCAGUUUCAGAUAUGGGAUUUUCCGGGUCAGAUUGACUUUAUCGAGCCGACCUUUGACUCCGACAUGAUCUUUGGUGGCUGCGGAGCGCUGGUGUUUGUUAUAGAUGCGAAGGAUGAUUAUAACGAAGCUCUGACCAAGUUCAAAAAUACAGUGAUAAAAGCCUACAAGGUAAACCAGCGCAUCAAGUUCGAAGUGUUUAUCCAUAAGGUUGAUGGAAUCAGCGACGACUCUAAAAUGGAAUCGCAGCGCGAUAUACAUCAGAGGACGUCGGACGACCUCAGCGAGGCAGGCCUCAACCAGAUCCACCUGAGUUUUCACCUCACCUCCAUAUAUGACCACUCGAUCUUCGAGGCGUUCUCCAAAGUGGUGCAGAAACUCAUUCCCCAGCUGCCCACGCUCGAGAACCUCCUAAACAUCUUUAUACCAAACUCUGGUAUAGAGAAGGCUUUUCUGUUUGAUGUUGUCUCCAAGAUCUACAUAGCCACAGACUCCUCGCCGGUGGACAUGCAGACCUACGAGCUUUGCUGUGACAUGAUUGACGUGGUCAUCGAUCUGUCUAGCAUAUAUAGCUCGGAGGAAACCGCCUUUGACAGCGGCAGUUCUAGUCUCAUAAAGCUGAACAACAACACGAUACUCUACCUGCGGGAGGUGAACAAGUUUCUGGCAUUGGUCUGUAUCCUGCGCGAGGAGAACUUCAACCGUCAGGGAGUGAUCGACUACAAUUUUAUCUGCUUCCGUGACGCCAUUAGCAAGGUGUUUGAGCUGCGGCUUAAACGCCAGAAGGAGCUCGAGAAUAUUGACCAAGACGAUGAUCAGGAUGAUCUUGUCGAGGAUCAUACCCUGAUUGGCCAUGGCACCGACCCAUCUGUGAUGUCGCGAGCGCGGCCAAUAGAUUAGGCUCACUCCAUUGCUAUUUCUAGGCGGGUCACGUUUAUUUCUCUACGCUAACUUCUCUGUGGACACAUUGAUUCCGAUUUAUAUGUUUUUCUUCCGUUAUAUCUGCUGUUAAUUUUUUGUCUACUGAUAUGUUAAGUCGCUCCCCUUGCAGAGCAGCGUGAGCAAGUUGCCCAGCGGUUGAAAUUAAUGAUAAUAAUACCAAUAAAUAUGUCUAUUUUUAAUCAACAAAAAACGUAUGUAUAUUGCGCCAUUUUGAAAAUUUCAGGAAUCGUAAUAGUUAAAGUUUAUUAAAAUAAAAGUAAGUUUUCUAAUUUAAUACAUGUUUUGCAAGUUUCUUAAUAUUAUUACUUAAUUAAUACUGCUGUAUUUACAAAGAUGAUCUGUUUCUUUAUUUAAUUUUUCGAAGAUUUUCGUCCACGAUUUUUUCAGAAAUUUGAAUUAAUUUCUGACCACAAAAUUAUAAAUUUAUAUUUUAAAACACAUGUGCUUAUCACUAAAUAUUUUAAAAACAAAUAAGUUAUUUUUCCGCCCCUUAACUUAACGGUAUCACGGUAUAUAUAUUUCCAAGCCUGGCCACACUGCAUAAAAGUGAGACCAGGCCGCAGGGGGCCUACUGAGACCAGCUGAGUGGAAAUUUUGAACAUAACGCAGUGGAGCCGUGGAGAGGAAACAACUUGAAAAUAGGUUUUGCUCUGUGGUGUCGUGACCGGGGGUUAGUUAAAGAACGCGACUAGCUUAGUUAGCCAAUUGUUGGCCGCCGAGUGGCCCUAACAUUCCAUUUGAAGCGCCGGACACGGAUUUGGUGCAAUCGCAGUAAUCGCCGAAAAAAAAGAGAACCCUGGAAAGUGGUUGGUGUGUGUGUUUGUGUGUGUGUGUAUAUUGGCGAGCA